Messenger RNA from Geodia barretti, 270 nucleotides. NCBI's taxonomy places the organism in Eukaryota, Metazoa, Porifera, Demospongiae, Tetractinellida, Geodiidae. The record is from the annotation of a GenBank genome assembly.
AUGUUUGGUUCAAUCGGGAUGCCGGAGUUGCUCAUCAUCUUCGUGAUCGCGUUGAUCGUGUUCGGCCCCAGGAAACUGCCUGAGCUGGGCCGGUCGCUCGGCAAGAGCCUGGGCGAGUUCAAGCGCGCGUCGAACGAUCUUCGCAACACCCUCGAAGAAGAGAUUCACAUCGAGGAGAAGACCAGCCCUGAGCCACGGGCCGCGGCGCCCGCGCCCGCGCCGGCUGCACCCGUCGAAGACCCGCAGCACGACCCGGCCGGCACCGUCUGA